Messenger RNA from Osmerus eperlanus (European smelt), 1468 nucleotides. It is a transcript of the gene nat14, whose product is annotated as N-acetyltransferase 14 (GCN5-related, putative). The record is from RefSeq and is a predicted model, not a curated record. Bases 218 to 1048 code for a protein of 276 amino acids. Lineage: Eukaryota; Metazoa; Chordata; Actinopteri; Osmeriformes; Osmeridae. Gene Ontology annotation, molecular function: N-acetyltransferase activity. The transcript is spliced from 4 exons.
UUCAACGACCACGCAAGUGUAUUGAGUCAUUCAGUCAAACGUGAGAAAUGUACAGUGGAUGUAAGUUAUAGAUCAUAAAGCGAUACAUCAAGUAGAUUUCGUUGCAUUGAGUGUAUUUCGCUGGCGUUGGAGGUGGGAAACGAAUGCUUGCGUGUUGAUGCUGCGUGUGAGGGGCGUGAAGCCGUCUGAAGCGCGUGAAGCCGUGUGAGGCCCAGUCAUGGUGAAGCUGGAGCUCGAUCAGGUGGUGAUGAGGAGGAUGAAGGAAGAUGACAUCGAGACAGUCAAAGCCCUCAUAAAGGAGGGCUGUCAGGGCACAGAGAACCGCCUCGUUCUCCACCUCCUCACUCGCCCUCUCUGCCUCCUCCUCCUGGCCACCAUCUCCUCCUUCCUGCGCUGCCUCCUGCACUCCUUCAUCCUGGCUCUGCUGGUCCCCGUGUUCCUCGUCAUCGUCUACCUGAAGUUCACCAUGCCCCGCUACACGGGGGUGCUGGGCACCAGCCGAGCCUGCUGGGACUAUGUGGGCAGCAGCUACAGAGGACCGCAGGACGACACCCUGUCCAACCCCUACGCCAGGAUCAGUGGGAAGACCCUGGGGCCCAAGAAGAAGGCCAAACGCAGGAAUGUCCCCAAGGAGAAGGAGGAGUCGGGGGAGUGGGUGGACCCAGAGAGGGAGAGGGCGGCGGGGCAGGUGUGGUUGGCCGACUGGGAUGGCGAGGUGGUGGGCUGCGUGGCCAGGGAGGGUGAGCGGCGCUCGGGCGUCAGGAGGAUCUGCAGGGUGGUGGUGGGCUGCUGGUACAGGAGGGAGGGUCUGGGGCGACUGCUGGUCCAGAGCCUGGAGCAGAGGGAGAGGGAGACGGGGGCUGGCCGAGUCUACGCCUAUGUCCCCUGCCCGUCGAAGGCGGCCGAGGCCUUCUUCAGGAAGCUGGGCUACCGGCUGCAGGGGGAGGGCACGUACGGGGAGGAGGAGGAGGAGGAGGAGAGGCUGGAGAAAGCGGAGACGGGGUUUCUGGGCUUCCAAAUCACCAAGGUGUUUUUCAAAGACCUGUGAUCGAGUAGCGCUGCUCAUACGGAGGUGAGCUUUGAUCCGAAACAGAGAAACUGAGAUGUUCAGACGGAGAAACAGACCCCUGGAUGGAUUAACAAACAGGAGGAUGGGAUAGACUGUAGGAGAGAAAUCACCCGAAGAGAUAUGAGUACCAGCUUAUAGCGGUAGCAAGCUACUUGGUGGAUUGUGUUUUCUGUCUUAUUUUUUUCUGUCUUAUUUUUAUUUAUUUUUUAUUGUAAUUUGUGUCAUUUGAGUAUUUAUUUAUCGAGCUGUUUUUGAGUAAUAGUCCAAAUCUAACGACUAAAGUGGUUAAAAUGGACACCUACACCUCAUAAUGUACUCAAGAUUCACCAGUGUUGACAAGACCCAACAAAGUCUAAUAUUUCAUGGAAAAUAUGUGUUUAUAAAACAUUUAUUAAGUAA